GACUACUAGCUAACGUCAAAAUGCUUACGGGGAAAGGGGUUGCUCCAUUUACCAAUCAACGUUGCCGCCACUUCCUCCAGUUAAUUCCUGCGUAUUUUAAUUCUGAGUUUGAGGAGUAUUUAUUGCGUCAAAAAGAGUCAGCAAGUAGCGAAAAUCUGAUUACAAAAACUGAAAAAAAAACAGGAUCUAUACAGCUUAAUAUAGAAUAAUUUUCCCGAAAUCACUCAUAAAUUUGCACAUUCUCUCCAAUUGCAAGGGACAAAACGAAAGCUCUGACAACACCGGUCCAAACUCACGCUUUUUUCCGGUUUUUUAGAGGUUAUGUUUAUGUGUUAGUAACAAUUUUGGGGCUGAUUUUAGUGCUUCUGCAUUACCAUGGCAAAUUUCUUAAAAAUCGCGUAUGAUUCUACCGAAGCUGCUGAUAUAACUAAAGAUAGUUAUGAGCAUCGGAACACGCCCUUUGCAAACAGUUCCGUUUACGAGGCCUUUGUGGAAGAAUCCGAACUCCUGACUGAAGGAGAUGAUGUUAAACCCACCUAUCGACUGAGAUUGGACGUUAAGGACUACGACUUCAAUUUCCUUCCUGGAGAUGUGAUUGGGAUUCUGCCUGAGAACAACUCAAGCGAAGUGCAGAAGCUACUGAACCAUCUGAACUUAACUAGCGUGUGCCAUUGGAAGUACCAUUUGAGCAUACAGGAAGGUUCUAAGAAAAAGAUUCCCAAACAUUUGCCGCCGUCCUCUACAUUGUAUGAAGUGUUUUUAAAGCAUAUUUGCCUUAGAUCUGCCCCAAAAAAGCUAUUUUUAAAGAACUUGAUCAAAUACACAGAUGAUGUCAAAGAGAAGGCUUUGCUAGAGCAGGUCUGCGCCCCAACUGGCUCAGCUGAGUAUAUCAAGCUUCUGGAAACAACCCGCUCUCUAUUAGCCCUGCUUGAAUCAUUUCCAUCUUGCCAGCCUCCAGUAGAAGUAAUUUUAGAGCACUCAUCACCGUUGAAUCCCAGAUGCUACUCCAUUGCGUCGUCUCCUUUAAGCAAUCAACUCUGGAUACUAUUUAAUGUUCUGGAAAUGUCCAAUAGCUUAAAAGGAGUCUGCACCAGCUGGCUGGAACAGAUCAUCAAGGCACAGGACUUCUCCAAACGAGUACCGAUCUAUUUCAGAAAACCUGGAAAGUUUCAUAUGGACAAUUCCGUAACUGCAAAGAUUCUGGUUGCUACUGGAAGCGGAUUGGCCCCAUUCAUGGGCUUUUUGGACCACAAGUCUUUAGGAGGAUCCGUCGCAGAUAUGUGGCUGUUUUACGGCUGUCGGUACAGUGAUAGGGAUUUUUUGUGCAAAAAAGACUUGUUGAACUACGCAGCCACUGGCACCCUAGGAAAGAAAUGUUGGGCUUUCUCAAGAGACGGCAAGAAAAAGGAAUACGUGCAGGAUAAAAUCGAGGAGAACAAGGAAGAGUUUGCAAAGUGGAUUUUCGAAAAGGAAGCGAUGGUUUUCGUGUGUGGUGAACUGAAAACAGUGGUGCGUGAUGUGAAGGAAGCGAUAGUGGAGUCUAUAAUGACCCAUAAGAAGUGCGAGAAGGCUACAGCGUGUCUUGUUCUAGAGGAGCUGGUGAAAUGUGAUAGAAUCAUUAUUGAUUCCUGGCUGUAAACUGCAGGUUUUUUAAAUAAUAUUCUAUAAAACAUUCUGUGAAUGUAUAAUAAAUUUUAUGUAUUUA
Molecule: messenger RNA, 1705 nt
Organism: Dendroctonus ponderosae (mountain pine beetle)
Lineage: Eukaryota; Metazoa; Arthropoda; Insecta; Coleoptera; Curculionidae
Product: methionine synthase reductase
Exons: 4
Coding region: 376-1638 (420 amino acids)
Cellular component (GO): cytosol
Molecular function (GO): oxidoreductase activity; FMN binding; flavin adenine dinucleotide binding
Source: RefSeq, a predicted model, not a curated record